Messenger RNA from Capsicum annuum, 3345 nucleotides. RefSeq names its product putative pentatricopeptide repeat-containing protein At3g49142. Gene Ontology annotation, biological process: RNA modification. Gene Ontology annotation, molecular function: RNA binding; zinc ion binding; protein binding. Bases 237 to 2285 code for a protein of 682 amino acids. NCBI's taxonomy places the organism in Eukaryota, Viridiplantae, Streptophyta, Magnoliopsida, Solanales, Solanaceae. The transcript has 2 exons. The record is from RefSeq and is a predicted model, not a curated record.
UUUAUACAUUGAAAGAGUAGUAAACCAUGGAGAAGAGACAAUAGCAGCAAUAAGGACUAUAGACCACGCGCAUGACCUGUUCAUAGUUGGUAGAGGACAAGGCACGAUAUCGCCAUUGACAACAGGACUUAUAGACUGGAGCGAGUGCCCCCGAGCUAGGUGCAAAAGGAGAUCUAUUGGCAUCCUCGGAUCAUGCAUCAGUUGUUUCGGUGUUAGUUGUGCAACAAUAUGUAGGAAUGGGACAAGGGGAUCAUCUUCUCACACCAGAUAGUCCUGGACAACAACUACAUGACCAUUUCAACUUUAGCUAUCAUCGGACACAAAUUAAAACCGUGCAAAGCGCGGCUGAAUUCACAUACGAAGCUUGUUGGCGUCGUAUAUUAGACGAACUUCCAGAUAUCAAAACAUUGAAGAAACUUCAUUCCAGGAUCAUUUUCGAUCCGGAUCUAUGCAACAACACGUCUCUUGUCAUCAAAUUGAUGCGUGCCUAUGCUGCUUGUGGCCAACCUAAUGUCACCCGCCAACUGUUCGAUGAAACGUCUGAGAGAAACGUGGCGGUUUAUAAUGUCAUGAUUAGGAGUUAUGUGAAUAACAAGUUUUAUAAAGAUGCAAUUUUGGUUUAUAAAAAUAUGUGUAAACGAGAUGUUGGGGCUGAUAAUUAUACGUUCCCGUCUGUUCUUAAAGCUUGUUUUGGUUCAGAUAAUUUGAGGGUCGGACUGCAGGUUCACGGUGCUGUUGGCAAGAGGGGGCUUGAUGCUGACCUGUUUAUCGGUAAUUGUUUAGUGGCUAUGUAUGGGAAAUGUGGGUGUUUAGUCGAGGCUCGACAGGUUCUUAAUGAGAUGCCAAAAAGGGAUGUUAUUUCUUGGAAUUCAAUGGUUGUUGGAUAUGCUCAAAAUGGAAGGUUUGAUGACGCAUUAGAGGUUUGUAAGGAAAUGAGUGUAUUAGGUCAUAAACCAAAUGCGGGAACUAUGGCUAGCCUUUUACCUGCUGUAUGCAAUACCAGCAUUGAGAAUGUCUUGUUCGUUAAGGAUAUUUUCGUGAAUAUGGAUAAAAAGGAUUUGGUUUCAUGGAACGUGAUGAUCGCUGUAUAUGUCAAGAAUUAUUUGCCUAAAGAGGCGGUUGAGCUCUAUCACCAAAUGGAAACUUGUGGGAUAGAACCGGAUGCUAUAACUUUUGCUAGCGUUCUUCCUGCUUGUGGAGACCUUUCAGCUGCAUCGUUGGGAAGGAGGAUUCAUGAAUUUAUUGAGAGAAAAGGUCUUCGGCCAAAUUUAUCUCUUGAGAACGCGUUAGUUGAUAUGUAUGCCAGGUGUGGAUGUUUGACAGAGGCAAGAAAAAUGUUUGAGGGGAUGAAGUUUCGGGAUGUUGUGUCAUGGACUUCCCUGAUAUCUGCUUACGGUAAGAGUGGCCAAGGUCGGGAUGGAGUUGCUUUGUUUUCCCAAAUGUUGGAGUCUGGUCUUCAACCUGAUUCAAUUGCUUUUGUUUCCAUUCUUUCUGCUUGUAGCCAUGCCGGAUUGCUACUAGAAGGAGAAUCCUAUUACAAGCUAAUGACAGAUAAGUAUAAUAUUGUUCCUAGGUUAGAACAUUAUGCCUGUAUGGUUGAUUUAAAAGGACGAUCCGGACGCAUAAACGAGGCCUUCAAUUUCAUCAAGCAGAUGCCUUUAGAGGCUAAUGAGAGAAUCUGGGGUGCUCUUUUGGGUGCCUGUCGGGUGUACAAUGAUAUGGACAUUGGGCUUGUAGUUGCAGACAAUCUCUUUGAAUUGGCCCCAAAGCAGUCUGGUUAUUAUGUCUUGCUAUCGAAUAUCUAUGCAAAGGCCGGAAGAUGGGAAGAUGUAACGAUUGUUAGGUCAAUCAUGAGGGAGAAAGGGAUUAAAAAAAUGCCCGGUGUCAGCAAUGUUGAGCUCAAUAACAUGGUGCACACCUUCCUUGCUGGUGACACAUCUCACCCACAGUCAAAGGAGAUCUAUGAAGAGUUAGACAUAUUAAUAGGUAAGAUGAAAGAGGAAGGAUAUGUCCCAGAAACAGAUUCUUCCCUUCAUGACAUUGAGGAGGAAGACAAAGAAAAUCAUUUAGUAGUUCAUAGCGAGAAGCUGGCUAUUGUAUUUGCAAUUAUGAACACCAGUCAUGGUACACCCAUUAGAAUAACUAAAAACUUGCGUGUAUGUGGAGAUUGCCACAUUGCAACCAAGCUUAUCUCCAAGAUCACACGUCGUCUGAUUGUAGUUAGGGAUACAAACCGUUAUCAUCACUUUCAGAAUGGAGUUUGCUCAUGUAGUGAUUAUUGGUGACUCUGCCUGGAGGUACAUAGUUGCACGCAUAUUUCAGUUGCUCGUGUAACUGGGUUAUGAAGUUCUUGUCCUCAUUUUGCUUAGCACAUUACUCUUUUCGGGCUGGCAAUUAACAACUCUUUGAUUGCCUAAUCACACAGUUGACCUCCAGCAAGGUUUGCAGGAGGAGUAAAUGGUUACAGAUGACAGUACAAGCCGUUGAAGGAAAAUUUUGGACCUAAGUUGCUCAGACUAUGAGAGGCCUCUUCCCAGACUAGGGAUGGCGGUAGGGUGGGUUAAGGUAGGGCAAGCUUUGACCUGCUAAGAUUUCGACCCGCCCUGUCCCGAUUUUUCUCAACUUAAACGUGAGAGAAAUAAUUAAAGAGUCCAAUUGCAACAAUUCAAGAGCUAUAUUUUUUAUCAGAGAAUAGAAGCCUAUUGUGUGAGAAAAUAUACUGGCUCCAGUUUCAUUUCUUAUUGCCAAUUACGCAAUUACUAAACAUACCCAAAUAAUUGUACCAGUUUGCAUAAUCAGCACGCAUUCUUGAUCUGAUAAGAUGCUAACUGUUUGGAGUAAAUAUAUGUUCUAUUAAAAGAAAAAAAAGAAGUGAUUUUGGUAGGCAUCAAGAAUAUUAGCGGGCCCAAAAAGAUUUUACUAUAUACUAUCAAUUCACAUGUUUACCAUAGGAUAUAUUAUUGUGCUAAAAAGAUGUAACAUGUGUUGGUGUUGAAUUAAUGAAUGGUGAAUGACAAUGACCCACUAUGACGAGUUCAAUUAUUGCCCUUUGUUAUUCUCACCUCACCUACCUUUGCUCACCUAACCUUAGGUCUUAGGAAAGAGAUGGAAGUAACUACAUUCGAGUAUUAAAACAGGGGAUAUAUUAUUUUCUUAUUUAAUCAACUGGAAGAAUUGCCUCCCAGAAUAUGUGACACCGCUUCAUCUACACAUUGACUACUCAUAUACACAAAAAAGGGAUGUAAAAGCCAAUGAGCUAACUUGUUUGGAUGAUUUAAUAAACAUGAUAUGGCCUAGGUAUACCCUAUACAUUGAAAAAAAAAAAAGUUCAAAGAUUCCUUCCCC